Molecule: messenger RNA, 1183 nt
Organism: Suncus etruscus (white-toothed pygmy shrew)
Lineage: Eukaryota; Metazoa; Chordata; Mammalia; Eulipotyphla; Soricidae
Gene: PABIR2
Product: PABIR family member 2
Exons: 10
Coding region: 1-732 (243 amino acids)
Molecular function (GO): protein serine/threonine phosphatase inhibitor activity
Source: RefSeq, a predicted model, not a curated record
AUGGCUCAGGAGAAAAUGGACCUGGACCUGGAAUCUGAAAACACCACCACCGAUGGGGGCACCCUGAAGCGCUCCAGCAGCGCUCCCCUCAUCCACGGGCUCAGUGAGCUUUCACAGAUUUUUCAAUCUUGUUCAUUUCGGCCUCGGAGGAAUAGUGCAACAGUUAUGACCCAUUACAAUAUGGUAAGUAGAGAAUUGCUGUCAUCCACACCUAUUCCUAAUAGCAGACUGCAUCAAAUCAAAAGGGAAGAAGGCCUGGAUAUGAUGAGAGAGGCUGCACAUGAAAGGGAAGUGCAGGCAGCAAUGCAGAUAAGCCAGUCCUGGGAUGAGAGUUUGAGCCUGAGUGAUAGUGAUUGUGACAAGCCAGAGAAAUUAUACUCUCCUAAAAGGAUUGACUUUACUCCAGUGUCUCCUGCACCAUCACCCACCAGAGGAAUUGGAAAGAUGUUUGUGAACAGCAGUGGGCUACCACCAAGUUCCUUUUCUAGUCCGAGACGCUUUUCCAGGAGCCACAGUCCAGUCAAGUGCAUCAGGCCCAGUGUUCUUCCUCCGAUUAAAAGAAAAGGUGAAAUGGAGACAGAAAGCCAGCCUAAGAGAGUUUUCCAAGGAUCAACCAGUAUGCUGACCACUGAGUCUUCAAAGUUUUCUGAUCUCAGUUCAUGGUGGUGUUAUCAAGGAGAAGAAAUCCCUGCCUUGACCAGAUGUGUGGAGCAUCUACAAAUGAAUGAAUAAAUGUUACUUACAUGCAAACUGCUGUGUAUAAAAGUAUUCAUGGAGCUUAACAGCUUGUCUCGGGUGGUAUUAUAAGGCUGAGGUGCCUUGGGGUACACAGUGUUGUGCUGUAAAGGUAGGAUAGAAAAGUGGGCUUUCUGUGUCUGAUUGUCACAUGCUGUUUCAAUUGCUGCGUUUUCUCACAGCUUCUUUUGUCACUGAAUUUGUUUUGUCAUGUGAUGUGUAGUGUUGCUGACUGUGUUUUUGGUUGUUAUAUUGCCACCAGAAGCUAAAUUCAAUUCUUACUCAUGCUGCCUUAUAGUAAAGGCAAUUUAAUAUCUGUGAGGAAGCUUUUAGGAGCUGAAAAACUCAAUGUUAUUGUGCACCUGCUUUUAAGAAGCUGUUUGAUCUGUGAACAGUAUGUACCUGAUAGUCUGAGUUAUCAUAAGUUAGUUUUCCAAAGAGGAAAAUU